CGUAGAUACAAUGAGGGUUUUAUGGUUUUUCCUUGCCUUUUUUGGAUUUACUUUGGCCGAUACUUUCUAAAAAAAAUACAGAAAGAUAAAGUCCAUUUUCAACUGAAGACACCUCACGGCAAACCCAGCCCUCGCGAGGUGAAAACUAUGCUGAAAAAUCUAAAUUCGGCCUUGGAUGAACUACUGGAGAAAGACAUCAAAUUCGACGGGAGCAACCAGGGGAAGCCUGUACACAUCAGCAGAAAUUUAGAUAGCGAGGUUGAUGUGGUAAAAGAGCAACUAGCAGACAUAUUUACCAGUAUUUUGAAAUACAAAAAUGUAGAAGUUAAAGGUGAAAACGGUGACUAUGAUGAUGACGAUGAAGACGAUGACUAUGAUGAUGAUUUUGAAGAACAGGAGGCUGAAGACUAUCGUAAUCUCUUUAGAUUUGUUCAAAAGGUUGCGCAAAAGAAUCAGAUAUCUAAAGUUGGGGUGAUAAGAAUAUUCACGAGAAACCAAUUUCCUGACAGAACACCGUACGAGAAAUAGUGAACUUUUAAACCGGCUCAGUGAAUUUCCCACACGCCAAUUUGAAGCCUACAUUAUC
Molecule: messenger RNA, 586 nt
Organism: Ostrinia nubilalis (European corn borer)
Lineage: Eukaryota; Metazoa; Arthropoda; Insecta; Lepidoptera; Crambidae
Exons: 6
Coding region: 22-528 (168 amino acids)
Source: RefSeq, a predicted model, not a curated record